Molecule: messenger RNA, 1265 nt
Organism: Pantherophis guttatus
Lineage: Eukaryota; Metazoa; Chordata; Lepidosauria; Squamata; Colubridae
Product: olfactory receptor 5AR1-like
Biological process (GO): G protein-coupled receptor signaling pathway
Cellular component (GO): membrane
Molecular function (GO): G protein-coupled receptor activity; olfactory receptor activity
Source: RefSeq, a predicted model, not a curated record
AUGGAUAAAAGAAAUGGUUCUGCCUUUACUGAAUUCAUACUUCAGGGAUUCACAGACAAUCCGAAAAUGCAGCUUGUUCUUUUUAUGGUCUUCUUCUUGGUUUAUGUCAUCACUGUAUUAGGAAAUCUGGGGAUGAUUCUGUUGAUUUGUACUAAACCCCAACUUCACAAACCCAUGUAUUACUUCCUGGCCAACCUCUCCUUUGUUGAUCUCUGCUGUGCCUCAACCAUUGCUCCUAAAAUGCUAAUUGACUUAUUAAGUGAAAGUAAAAGGAUUUCUUACAGUGGCUGUGUUACACAGCUCUUUGUAUUUGCUAUCCUUGCAGAUGCAGAGUGCCUUUUGCUGGCUGUGAUGGCCUAUGACAGGUAUGUGGCCAUCUGCAAUCCACUCCUCUAUCCAACUCUAAUGUCCAAAAAGGCCUGCCAACAAAUGAUCACUAUUGCGUACCUUACAGGCCUGCUAGAUUCAAUGAUACAAACUUCCUCCACAUUCCGGCUAUCUUUCUGUAGCUCCAACGUUAUCAAUCACUUCUUCUGUGAUGAGCCUCCACUCCUAAUGCUCUCCUGUUCCGACACAUAUAUUAGUGAGAUUGUGUUAUUUACCUUUGUUGGUUUUGUUGAAGCAAGCAGCAUUGGGAUGAUUUUUGUAUCCUAUGUUUAUAUUUUGGCUACAAUCUUGAGAAUGCAUUCCAGUGAGGGUAGGCACAAAGCAUUUUCCACCUGUGCUUCUCACCUGACAGUUGUUGGGAUAUACCACGGGACAAUACUCUUCAUGUACUUUCGGCCCAGCUCCAGCUACUCCAUGGACCAAGACAAAUGGGCUUCUAUGUUCUACACAGUCGUGAUCCCCAUGCUCAACCCUCUGAUCUACAGCCUGAGGAACAAGGAGGUGAAAAAUGCUAUGUCAAAAUCUCUUGGCCAUAUAUGGGUUUGGAAAGGGAAAAGCUUUGUUUUACAAUGAUUUAAAAUGGUGGCCAUUGGAGGGGGAGGGUAGAUACAGAAGAUCUAUCUAGAAGGCAUGGCAAAAUCAGAUUGGGGAUAUGUGAAUUUUUAAAGGAUGUGGCCCUAGAAAAUUUAAUAGGCAACUUAAUAAUAAUGUCUACCGCUUUUAAAAAAUAAAGGAAAUUCAGUGGAAAUAACAAUACAGGUAUAAAGUGUCUUAGCCAAGUGUGAAAGCCACAACCUAUUAGCUAGUUCAUGUAGAAAACAUUAGUAGUCAACCUUGGGAAAGUUUGUGGUCGACCCCUCUAGCUCUUGCUGAUAGGU